AAUGAAAGUGGCUGGAUACGCGCGGUGACUCCUACUCUGAAGUCUUCCUUUCCUUCUUCUUCCGGCGAUACGUGGAAUUCACUCAAAAGCGUCAUGCUGGAAACUACUUUUUAACUAUGACUGUUCGUUAAAUAUCGUGCGUUUACGCAAAAUCGUUUAAAUUACUUGUGAAUUUAAUACGCUUAUUCCAAAAUUUCGGACGGAAACCUGAACACAUAUUUUUAGGUUAUACACAUAAAAUGUAUGCUUCUAGAAGGAAUUUGUGUUUAUUUAUCAUAAUUUUAGUUCAAAUGAUAAAUGUCCUUGGACGAAUGGAUGAAUGUGAAGUGAUACAAGCAAUUCCUUUCAAAAAUUCGGAACCAGGGCCUGAACUUGAUUUACCAGAAGGAAAGCUGGAAGAAGAGAAUAAAACUAUCGAAUUAAAUGUUACGACAAAUAAUUCUACCUCUAAUGUAACUAAAGUUAAUUGCUUGACAGAUACAGUCUAUGGACCUGUAGAAAUUGUCAAUGCUACCAGGCUAAUGAAAUUAUUAAUCUUAGAACCUGGACCAUCAAACAGAAGCAGAAACGAUAAAGAAGGUAGAAUGUUACCAGGAACAUGCGUUAUAGUAUUAUUUUAUGCAAGAUGGUGUAUAUUCAGUAGUCAAGCUGCACCACACUUUAAUGCGCUACCACGUUCAUUCCCACAUAUCAAAGCAGUAGCAAUUGAUGCUAUAAAAUAUCAAAACUUCAAUGCUCAAUAUGGAAUUGUUGGAGUUCCUACGUUAAUGCUUGUUCACAAUGGAAAGCCUGUAGUAAAAUUUAAUCACACUGUCUACACGUUAGAAUUUUUUGCAAGAUUUAUAAUUCAAGCAACUAAUUUAAAACCGAAUGGAUCAUUAUAUGUUACAUCGAUGGAUUUUCUUGGACCUGUUUCUAGUGUACCUUCUAAUGAAACUGACUACUGUCUAGUCCUUUCAUGGGUCUUCAUUGCUGCGUGUGCUUUGUACUUUACCUCACAGAGUAGAUGGUGGCAACAAUUUGUGGAACUAGUUCAGAAUACGUGGCGUGAAAGCAAUGCCCAACAUGAACAUGCUGAUUAAAGCAUUAGAAGUAACUAUUGCUUCCCAUGUACAAAAGCAUGGUAUGAAAUGACUUAUGGUAUUACAAAACUAUUAAGUUGCGUGAUAAUAUUUGUGGUAACUGUUAAUUAAGGCAAUUAAGACAAUGUAAAUAUAUGUUGACAAAUAAGUAAUAUAUUAUAUAUUA
Molecule: messenger RNA, 1248 nt
Organism: Megachile rotundata (alfalfa leafcutting bee)
Lineage: Eukaryota; Metazoa; Arthropoda; Insecta; Hymenoptera; Megachilidae
Gene: bug
Product: thioredoxin domain-containing protein bug
Biological process (GO): cilium assembly
Cellular component (GO): cilium
Source: RefSeq, a predicted model, not a curated record